CUUUUCUCUUGCAUGAUUUCCCUCGCACGGAUUUGCCACUCGGAUGUUGUUUCAUCGGGAGCUGCGCUCGGAGCCACGGUGAACCAGCCCUUUCCUCCAGUGCUAUGACAGGCAAACUACUGGAGAAGCUGCCGGGGACCAUGAACACUUUGAUGAACCAAUUGCCUGACAAUCUGUACCCAGAGGAGAUCCCCAACUCUUUGAAUAUCUUCUCCGGCAGCAGCGAGUCCGUGGCUCACUACAACCAGAUGGCUGCAGAUAAUGUUAUGGACAUUGGAUUAGCGAACGAAAAGGCAAGCCAGGAACUGUCCUCCUAUUCGGGCACUUUUCAGCCCGCCCCGGGCAACAAGACUGUGACCUACCUGGGGAAAUUCGCCUUCGACUCGCCCUCCAACUGGUGCCAGGACAACAUCAUCAGCCUGAUGAGCGCGGGGAUCCUGGGGGUGCCCCCGUCGUCGGGCGCGCUCACCACCACGCAGAGCUCGGCCGGCAGCAUGGGGCCACCGCAGGGCGACGUGGACCAGAUGUACCCCGCGCUGCCACCCUACUCCUCCUGCAGCGACCUCUACCCGGAGCCCGUCUCCUUCCACGACCCCCAGAACAACCCCGGCCUCACCUAUUCCCCCCAGGAUUACCAGGCAGCCAAGCCCGCCUUGGACAGCAACCUCUUCCCCAUGAUCCCAGACUAUAACCUCUACCACCAUCCCAACGACAUGGGCACCAUCACGGAGCACAAACCCUUCCAGAGCUUGGACCCCAUCCGUGUCAACCCGCCCCCCAUCACCCCACUGGAGCCGCCCCCGCGCUCUCGGCAAGGCGCGGGACCGGCGCGCGGCGCCUCCGGACGCGCUCCGGGGCCGGUGGGUUCCCCUCGUCCCGGUCCUGGCACCGUUUUGCGGCCGGGUGGGAUAAUGGUGGCGGAAAGAGGAUCUCCUGCCCUCAGCCCUUAA
Molecule: messenger RNA, 950 nt
Organism: Tinamus guttatus (white-throated tinamou)
Lineage: Eukaryota; Metazoa; Chordata; Aves; Tinamiformes; Tinamidae
Gene: EGR3
Product: early growth response 3
Biological process (GO): regulation of transcription by RNA polymerase II
Molecular function (GO): RNA polymerase II cis-regulatory region sequence-specific DNA binding; DNA-binding transcription factor activity, RNA polymerase II-specific
Source: RefSeq, a predicted model, not a curated record